Molecule: messenger RNA, 3975 nt
Organism: Coniophora puteana RWD-64-598 SS2
Lineage: Eukaryota; Fungi; Basidiomycota; Agaricomycetes; Boletales; Coniophoraceae
Exons: 19
Coding region: 1-3975 (1324 amino acids)
Biological process (GO): vacuolar acidification
Cellular component (GO): RAVE complex
Molecular function (GO): protein binding
Source: RefSeq, a predicted model, not a curated record
AUGUUGAGCCUCGUCAGAACAUUUACAGGCUCUCCUCAAGGCCCCCUCAAGCACUUAGUCUUGCCCAAUGCCACCUUGAUCCUGUAUCCCUCUGCCGACGGCGUCAUCAUUCUGAACGCGAUAACCCUGAGCUUGGUCCGCGUACUUGCCUUCGGUGAAUUAUUUCCGGGUUACCAGCACACGAAACAAAACAUCUCGUGUCUUGUCGUUGAUUCCGCUCUUAAACUUGUGAGCGUUGCUAUUGCGCAACGGAUAGCGGCAUGGUCACUCUCCGGCACUCAGCAUGACGUUUGGCGCGUGCACUCCUCUCUUACCUUGCCAGGUCACGAACACAUCACCACCCUAGACUGCCGAUCUGGCCUCCUGGCCGUCGGCAGCCAGCAUGCACUAGCGGUCUACACGCUCAUACUCGAGAAUGACUUACCUACAUGGUCGAAGAAGUGGUCAAUACCAAUUACAUCACCCAAGUUGGCCCAUUUCUCUCCGUCCCUCAUGCACAUCGCCAUGACAUCUCACCUUCAAGGUGCACGCGUGAAGAUCUAUUCGACCGUGAGCGGUAAAAUGGUUCAAUCCAUCCCCCACAUGCGCCCAGUCAAGCAGCUAAUAUGGCGAUAUUCCCCGAAAUCGCGGAGUGACGAUCCAGCACUCCUGACGGUCACAUCUGAUUCAGUCUUACGGAUUUUCCUUCCUGUGAUAGAUGAGCCCGAGCGACUUCAGCUUCAUGGUGCACUGGACAUAUCGUCUUUGCAAGUGACUUUGUCUCCCCCACGCUUAAACGUGCUUGAGCCUUCAUCCCAAAAUAUAUGGCUGGACAAAGCCAUUAUCCUGGAUGCGUUGACUGCAUUACUGGCUCAAUCACAGGACGACGAUGAGCGGAUGAAUCGGGUACGUGAGAUCAUUGACGAGGAUUGGGACCUUUUUCUCCAGGUCCUGGAGGAUGGAUCUCUCAUCAUAAGUGCAGUUGCCAAUAUCGACAGACGUCCACCAACGCUUCUACGGCAGUUCGCACUAGCCCACCUACCCGCCGGCACGCUCAUGCCUCUCCCUUCACAUUUGUACUUGGCCCCUCACAAGGAUCCUGGCUGUUUAAUGCUUGUGACAUCCAAUCCUUUGGCGGUUUAUCGGCUUUCGCUUGUUCCUCUACUGCAGGGACAACGGCAAGGUGUCGUUGUGUCAGCCAAAGCCGAGGAUUCAACCCCGGAAGCAAAGUCCAAGGUGUUGAGAAUGGUCAGAACACCUACAGGUCACGCUGUCGCAGUUGUGAGGGAGGAAGGGGGAGAGGUCUGGAAAUCCACAGAAGGAAGUACCAACCUUUCUCUCCGUUCGCAAUGGACUACAGCGGAUGACGUAGUUGUAUUCGAAAGUGGUAAGUGCAAUUACCUGGCUACCUAUGCACAGGACAAGAGUCUACUUACUCUUCACUCUGAUCCCGAGUCAAGCAUAGAGCUGCCCGACGUUGCAUCACUUUUCGUGCUUCCAUGUCAGGAUCAUCAUGCUUGCAUCUUUGGCUUAGGGCAUGAUCUAUCAAUCGCUCAUAUAUGCGUGUCCUCGAAGCCGAACCCAACCCUUGUCUUGUUUUCGCGCACAACUUUGCCUCUUCCGAGUCCACCCAUGCUCAUCCUGCCAGUCGACCCCAUGGCAUGGACAGACAGCAUCGCUUUACAAAGUCAUGACGCCUUGCUCGGGGUCUCAGAGCAGGGGCAACUUACAUUUUGGGUCCCAGACGUCGAUCGAGACCGAAGUUGGGUGUGUACGGGUCGCGUCAACACAGGACGGAAGAAUCUCCGGAUGGCUCGUUGUAGCUCCGCCAAGAAGUCCGUUCUUGUAGUUCCUUGCCAAGGCGAAGAGGAGCUUACUAUUUGGGACUCGAAAGAGUCUGAGUUCGCCUCGGGCCUGGAGUUCUCGAAGACUAACACAGACCCCAUCAAUGACUUGGACUGGACUUCCACACCAGAUGGACAAUCUGUCCUGGCCAUAGGCUUUGCCCAUCGCAUAGAACUGAUAUGUCAGCAAAGGAAGACAUAUUUUGACGAUGAGCCCGGGUGGGCCACGUGUUACACUAUCGACCUAGAAUCAAUAAUACCUUACCGUAUAAGUGACUCAAUAUGGCUACACGAUGGUUCCCUACUCGUGGCAGCUGGGCAUGUGUUGUGCCUCUACAGCCAGGCCACAGCGAGCAGCGACGGGUCUGAGGGACUAUUUGAACAUGUCGCGCGUCAUAACGGGGUGUUGCCCGAUUAUCACCCGCAGAUGCUGCUCCAAUGUCUUCUUUGGGGCAAACUCGAACUUGUCAAGGAUGUCAUUGUUAAGCUUGGCAAGUCUAUGGAUGAUUAUAUCGCCGAUACAUCCAACGAGUUUCACUGGGAUCCCAUACCUAUCGACCAGUAUUUGCAGAAUAAUCCUGAUGGAUUUCAGUCGUUACCAUCCAAAAAGUAUAAACAACUUUUUGACGGGCUGAAUAACUCUGAUCACAGAGAUGAAGAACCAUUUUCCCGGCCUACUGUCACACAACUCUUGGAACACCUGGAGGAACACCCAGUACUACACUUGAGUCCUAACGAGCAAGCUUCUCUUCUUACACUGAUCCAGACAGCUCUCGAGGUCGAUGAACAACGUCGUGCUUUGGAUGCGAAUGGUCUCCGAUAUGUGACUUCAAUGAGGGCAUUCUACAUCCUAAACCGCCGCAUCGUAUCCGAUCCCGGUAGUCCCCGCUCAGGCAAGACAAUCUCAAGGCAAACAGGGUAUAGAGAACGUUUGCGCUACCGUGACAUCAUAUGGGCUUUCCACAGCGAAAGUCAAGAGCUACUUUUGGAGAGCGCUUCAACGGCCUGCAAUCGUAAGAUGCUGUGGUCUGACGCCAGGUCCCUCGGCGUCUUCAUCUGGCUCAACUCUGUAGAGUCCAUGAAAUCAACGAUGGAAACUAUCGCCCGAAACGAAUAUAUGGCAGGUAACAACCGCGACCCAGUCGCAUGUUCUUUGUACUACUUUGCGUUGGGGAAGGUGAAGCUGGUGCACGGCCUCUGGCGUCAAGCUUCCUGGCAUAAAGAGCAAGCGAUGAUGUUGAAGUUCCUCAAUAACGACUUCACGCAACCUCGAUGGCGUACUGCCGCGCUGAAGAAUGCUUAUGCUUUACUUGCCAAGCAACGCUUUGAGUAUGCUGCAGCGUUCUUCCUGCUCGGCGACAGUCUCAAAGCCGCUGUCAACAUCUGCGUCAAGCAGUUGGACGACUUUCAGCUUGCUAUCGCUUUGGCUCGCAUAAGAGAGGCGGACCCAGAGCGCCCGAUCCUCCGUGACCUGUUGAACAACACCGUUCUACCCAUUGCAUUCCAGAAUGGCAAUCGGUGGCUGGCCAGCUGGGCAUUUUGGCUACUUCAUCGGCGAGAUAUGGCUGUCAGAGUUCUCUUGACACCUCUGCGAGAUUUGGUUACAUCACUGAGUAUAACCAUCGAAGAGGUCAAAGAGUCAAGUUACGACGAUCCUAGUCUCGCGCUGCUCUUUUCGCAGCUGCGAGAUAAGACUCUGCAGGCGGCCAAGGGCACCAGUGAGAUCUCAGGCCGAGCCGAGUUCAACUUUGUCCUCCAGAUGGCCCGCGUCUUUCGUAGGAUGGGAUGCCACGCUUUGGCACUUGACAUUGUUCAAUCUUGGUCGUUCGAAAGACCCAGCAUCUCAACCCAGCCGUCUUACUCUGUUGCCAAUGGACUCAACGCGGAUGGAGACACACACGCUAUCACGAGGGCUAAAGACAAAGACUCGUUUUCUCUACACCGUCGCCGUUCUUCCAUGGUGAUUGACAUGGAAAUUCCAAGCGCGCCUACUACUUCGCCCGACAGUGACACUCCACCAUCCAAAGGUCUUGAAACGAUUGGAGAGAACGGCGACCUGCAGACGAAGAAAGCUAGCCUCGGUACUUUAAUGAAGUCCGCAAAGCGCGAUGUUCAGGUACCCGAGUUCAACAUGAAUGAAUUCUUUCCGUGA